This is a messenger RNA of Malassezia globosa CBS 7966, 903 nucleotides long. RefSeq lists its product as uncharacterized. The transcript has a single exon. Gene Ontology annotation, molecular function: SNARE binding; SNAP receptor activity. Gene Ontology annotation, biological process: vesicle fusion; endoplasmic reticulum to Golgi vesicle-mediated transport. Bases 1 to 903 code for a protein of 300 amino acids. Gene Ontology annotation, cellular component: Golgi apparatus; late endosome membrane; SNARE complex. The record is from RefSeq and is a predicted model, not a curated record. NCBI's taxonomy places the organism in Eukaryota, Fungi, Basidiomycota, Malasseziomycetes, Malasseziales, Malasseziaceae.
AUGAACUCCCUAUAUAAUCUCGCGGGUCGUCAAAGUGCUGCGAUCCGAGCAGAUAUUGAUGCGUAUUCGCGCGAUCCCUUGGCACAUGCUUCCCUCCGCUCACAAAUCAUGACGUCUCUCUCGGCAUUUGUCAAGACCAUCGAGGACUACGAGGCCAUAGCUAAGCGGGAGCUUGUCAUUUCUAAGCGAGAAAAGGCCCUUAACCGCGCAGCCAACUUCCAUGCUGAGGUGAGGCAAUUCCGUGAAGAGCUCGCGCAUGUACAAGCACGUCCACCUACUAAUGCUUCGUCCGCCUUGUCUUUUCACGCGGGAGCCAAUCCUAACACUACUGCAACACGAGCGCGCGUCGUAGAUAUGCAACCAUCUAUCGGGCAAGGAGGCGUCUACAGCACAGAACUUACACAAAGUUCUUCGACUUAUGCUCCGUACCAGCCUAUGGGAUAUUCCACGCCCUCGACGUCCACGCAUCAUAUGUCUGGCAUUCCAACGGUCUCUGUGACUACAGGCCAGCCAUCAUACUCGACUCCGGCCAUGCCAACUCCACAACAAGAUCCACUCGCUGCAUAUCGUAUACACUCGGCCACUUAUGCCCCCCCUGACGAACGUACCUACAGCAUGCGCGAGUCGCACGCAUUGCGGGAGCACUCAUUUAUUCAAAAUACUGAGAGCCAGCUGGACGCAUUUAUUACACAAGGCCGUUCCGUGCUCGGCAAUCUCACUGAGCAGCGGGGUAUCUUGAAGCAGACUCGCAAGCGCUUGUUAGACGCAGCAAAUACUGUUGGAUUGAGUCGUGAACUGAUCGGUGUAAUUGAUCGCAUGAGUACACAAGACACGAUAUUGUUCUUCGGUGGCGCCGUGCUCACCCUUACAGCCUUUUAUUUCAUCUACCGGUGGCUCGGUUAA